Meloidogyne enterolobii is the source of this 1686-nucleotide messenger RNA. NCBI's taxonomy places the organism in Eukaryota, Metazoa, Nematoda, Chromadorea, Rhabditida, Meloidogynidae. The record is from the annotation of a GenBank genome assembly.
AUGUCUUUAGUACAUGCCGACUCAGUUAUUCGACCUACCAAACCACCAAAUGUUCCAUCUCCUAAGGCUUCUCAUGCUCCUAAAGCGCCGCUAAUACAACCAAUUACUCUGUCAAGUUCAACAACGGUUACUGAAAAACAACAACAAAAGACUUCAAAUGCUGCAAAUAACAGCAACAAUAGAGGCUUGAAUGGGGAUGCUAAUGCCAAUAACAAUGCUGAACCUGAAUUAAAAUUGACAGGAUUUGUUGGUUUUGAUUCGUUGCCAUAUCAAUUUGUACGAAGAUGUCAACAGAAUGGGUAUAGAAUUUUUUUACGGGUUUUGUUAGUGGGUUUUUACAAGGAAUGGGCCUUUAUUGGGGUAUUGGCAUUUAUUUAUUAUGAGCCGUGCUGGGUGGUCUUUUAUUCGGGAUUAGCUUCUAUUAGGACAUUUAUAUAUUUUUCGUCAAAAUUCCCUCAAAUUUUUAAAAGUUUUCAAUUCAAUCUUCUUUGUGUUGGUGAAACUGGUAUUGGUAAAACAACAUUAGUUGAAUCACUUUUUAAUAUGAAGAUGGAAUUUGCUCCGUGUGACCACGAAUUGAAUACUGUUGAAUUACGUACAAGAGUUUUAGGUUUUCUUUUUAAUAUUUUUGGAGUCCGAACCCGGGCCGAGAUGUGGUAUAGCCCUGAAUUCGGUUGCACUAUUUUAUUAAAAUUUGGGUUUUGUGGUUUACUCAGGAAACCUCGCCGGUUUUAUGUUGCUGAAGGAGGAGUCCGUGUAAAACUUCGAGUUGUUGAGACAGCAGGAUUUGGUGACCAAUUAGACAAGGAGAAAAGUGCACGCGUCAUUGUCGACUACAUUAACAGUCAAUUUGAGGGCUAUUUGAAAGAAGAAUUAAAAGUUAAACGCAAUUUGACCAAAUUUGACGACACUAGAAUCCACGCAUGUCUUUACUUGAUAUCUCCAACUGGACACGGGUUAAAGGCAUUGGAUUUGUUGACACUUGGAGAAUUAUCUAAGCGUGUCAACGUCAUACCUUUAAUUGCUAAAGCAGACACAGCUUGUAAGGAUGAAUUGGUUCGAUUUAAGCAAAAGAUUAUAAGCGAAUUGAAAGCUCAUAAAAUUGAAAUUUUCCAAUUUCCAAUUGAGGACGAGACAGUCCGUAAAGAAAAUUCUGCAUUGAAUGCACUUUUACCGUUUGCAAUUGUUGGAAGUGUUGAUUUUGUUACUAAAGAGGAUGGACGUGUUGUUCGAGCUAGACGUUAUCCUUGGGGAAUGGUUGAAGUUGAAAAUGAAGAGCACUGCGACUUUGUACGUCUUCGUGAAGCUAUUUUACGUACAAAUCAGGAUUCGUUAAGAGAACAGACACACAAUGUUUUGUAUGAGCGUUAUCGACGUGAAAGACUUAGACAAAUGAAAAUGAGUGAUGGGGAUGCUGGACCUAAAAUGAUGGAAGCUUUUGCUCAGCGUCAAAAAGAAUUAUUGGAAGAGUUUCAAAAAUCUGAGGAGCAACAUCAAAAGGAAUUUUUGUUGAAAGUUAAUAAGAAAGAAGCAGAAUUGAAACAUCAUGAAGACAUGUUAAAUAUUCGACAUAACGAAAUUGACUCUGCAUAUCAACAUGAUUUAAAAAUGGUUGAAGCUCAAAUUAAUAGUCUUCUUGAAGAAAAGGCUAAAUUAGAAUCUAAAGGGAAGAAGCGAUUGAAAUAA